This is a messenger RNA of Oreochromis aureus, 1006 nucleotides long. RefSeq lists its product as uncharacterized. NCBI's taxonomy places the organism in Eukaryota, Metazoa, Chordata, Actinopteri, Cichliformes, Cichlidae. The coding region runs from base 72 to 965 and encodes 297 amino acids. The transcript is spliced from 5 exons. The record is from RefSeq and is a predicted model, not a curated record.
AAGUUGAUCUUUCUGAAGAGACUUCGAGGGACCCCGACGGCUCUUAUUGCUCUUAGGAACUUUAUAAAACAAUGGCAUUAACGAAACUUCUUAACAACCGCCCGGACACUCCAUACUUCCGGCCACCCCCACUGCAUUUCAGAAUUUUGAAUUCCUGUGACCAGCAGAAGGUCAUCAGCUGGGACUUUAAAGAUGAGACCGCUAAAGCUCUUACAACAAAAAGAAACAAAGUCAUAGUUAUCACUGAUGGGGAAAGUGUGACCAAGGUCACAAUUUUCGAGGAAUUUGCCUCAAAGGUCCAGCAGGGGGGGUCUUUUAUAAUGAGAGGCUAUGAACUCAGGGGCACAGUGCCCCCUUUCUCCAUUAAUGUUACAAGUCAGACCCAGUUUUUUAGGGCUCCCACACUGAAUGUAAAGGAAGACCUUUACAAACAAGCUGAUGAACUCCUCAAUCCUCCUGCUCCUCUCACGCCUCUGAGGAUGAGUUCAGCCAGGUGCGGCCUCAUCACAGCACAGGGGGAGGUGGUGGAGUUUUCUGCUGUAAAGCAAGUGAAGGUGGGGAAAAAUUAUGUUCCCCUUAAACAUAUCCAGCUGAAGGAGGAUGGCUUUACGAUGACAGUCUGCCUCUGGAGGGAGGCAGCCAUUUGCAACUUCAACGUGGGAGACCACAUCAGCCUCUCCCACUUGAAGCGGAGUCAGUCCUCUUAUGGCAUACAGCUGCAAAGCACGGCACUGACAAAGAUUGAGGCAAAAGUCGAGGAGAGGGCUGACAUCCUUAUCAUUGGCGUGGCCAUAACAGACGUGCCAAACCAGCUGGAGGUGUUGCUGGAGGAUGGAAAGAGCCUAUAUGUUCAUAGUGAGCUGUGGAGUCCCUUUGACAAGGAACUGGAGGAGGCAGCAAUCAAAGUUACAGUUAAAAUAAAGGGAAAGCAAAUUGUAAAUAUUCAAAAAUAUCAGUGCGAAUAAUUUGUACAGUACAGUCCCUUUGUUCACUUUGUUCAGAAAUG